Messenger RNA from Colletotrichum higginsianum IMI 349063, 942 nucleotides. RefSeq lists its product as uncharacterized. The transcript is spliced from 2 exons. Bases 1 to 942 code for a protein of 313 amino acids. Lineage: Eukaryota; Fungi; Ascomycota; Sordariomycetes; Glomerellales; Glomerellaceae. The record is from RefSeq and is a predicted model, not a curated record.
AUGUUGGCGUCGCUCCUGAUGGCGGCGCUGGGCCUGGCCGCCCGCGUCCUCGCGCAAGAAGCCGCGUGCUACGCGCCCAACGGCGACCUGGCCAACAACGAGACGUACGUGCCGUGUAACAAGCUCGGCAUCAACCAGUCGGGCGUCUUUUCGAGCUGCUGCGCCCUCGACGGCCCGCCCGACCAGCGCGACACCUGCUCGUCGUCCGGCCUGUGUAUCAACCGCCAGGGCCAGCCGCAGCGGGGGUACUGCACGGAUCGGACCUGGAAGAGCAAGGCUUGCAACCACGUCUGUACGGAUGUCCAGACUGGAGGCAAUCCCGGAAACAUCAGCUUCAUGACGGCUUGCAAUGACGGAACGGCCAAGUAUUGCUGCGGGAGAUCGAACACGACCUGCUGCGGUACGGACGCCGCCUUCUCCAUCGCGACGCAGGAGGCCGUGUGCACGGCAAACUCGACAAGCUCCGACGGCACCACGGCCGAAGCCUCGUCCCCGUUCAAGGGCGCCACCAUCGGCCUCGCCGUCGUCGCCGGCGUCUCCCUCCUGGCCGGCCUCCUUUCGACGACAUGGCUCUGGAAGCAGAACAAGAAGCUCAAGACGGAGCUGGCCGAGAAGACGGAGUCGUUGAGCCGGCCGAUGGAGCCGCAGUUCACGGGAGCCACGAGCUCGUACGCGGGGACCUCGCCGCAGCAGACGUACAAGUCGCAUUACGGCACGUCGUCUCCACCGCCGCCCAUGUCGCCCAACUCGGAUUACCGUCACGGGAACCUCAAUAGGUACUCCGAGCUAGACGCGUCCGCGGCUGUGGCACGGAGCGAGAUGGGCUCGCCGUCUCCGUAUGACCAGCCGGGUCGAGACUCGCCGGUGCCGGGACACGGAAAUGGACAUGGAGCUGGAAGCUAUGGCAGCCCGAUGCACUCGCCGCAUCUGCCGCAGUCUUGA